Messenger RNA from Sungouiella intermedia, 1533 nucleotides. The record is from the annotation of a GenBank genome assembly. NCBI's taxonomy places the organism in Eukaryota, Fungi, Ascomycota, Pichiomycetes, Serinales, Metschnikowiaceae.
AUGUUCAGACAAACUAAAAGAAGAACAGCAGGUCGCAGAAACUUUGAAGAAGUUGCCGCCUACGCAGAGUCAUCACGGUCCGUCUACCCAUCACGUUUAUCGUUCUACGAUCUUCCUCCACUUGAGGAAAUCACCUUGGAGGAAUUUGAGUCUUGGGCCAUCGACCGUCUUAAGAUCUUGAUCGAGAUCGAGUCGUGUUUGGCGCGGUCCAAGUCGUUGAAAGAGAUUGAGGCCGUGGUAAAGCCUCUUUUGCUCAAGUUUUUGCCCUUGACACCUUCCACUACCUCAGGUUCCGAUGACCAAGUAAUUGCAGAGCGUCGAAAGGACUACUACUCGCAUUACACGUUGAGACUCGUAUUCUGUCGGACAGAGGAACUCAGAAAGAAAUUCGUCAAGAACGAAACUACCUUGUUCAAGAUCAGAUACAACAUGCUCCAACCUAAAGAGCAGCACGAAUUUGUCAAGCUUAACUCAGGGAAAUUGUCGUGGGAGUACAUCUCCAACGAGGAGAAAUUGGAAAAGCUCGAGAGUCUUCUUGCAGCCUCAGGACCUACCAUCAAGACAGUCUUUACCAUUGAGAACGCGGGCGACGCCAACUUUAAUAUCACCCAGGAACAAUUGAGACAACAUAUCCGUUCCAAAGAAAGCUUUAUCAAGUUGCCUUUCGAGAAGGUGCCCAGCUUGGUUUCACUGAGACAAGUGUACUUGGAACGAGGAUACGCGUUUAUUCCUUCCACUUUGCAAGUGAGUUUGCUCUCAAUGGUAUUUUCUGAACUGUUGACUCUAGCGCUCUUGAGGACGUUCCAGGCGCUCCCCAGAUUGGAAGAGGAUGACAGAUUGUUACCUUUGCUCAACAACUUGUCUCGCAACUUCGCCAGUAUUCAGUACGACAGUUUUGGAGAAAACGGAGCAAAUUCAGAUAUUACUGCUGACACAAUCACUACCUCCAACAUUACCAAACACUUCCCUCUAUGCGCCACGCACUUGCAAAAGAAUUUGAUUUUGAGUUCGCAUUUGAAAUAUGGUGGCAGACAGCAACUAGGUCUUUUCCUCAAAGGCAUUGGGCUCAAUGUGGAUGAAGCAUUAAAAUUCUGGUCCUACCAGUUUACAAAGUCGUCCAAGAUGAACAUGGACUCGUUCAACAAAGAAUACAAGUAUAACGUGAGGCACGUCUAUGGAUUGGAGGGUGGCCGUAUCAACUACAAACCUUGGGACUGUAACACGAUCUUGCUGAAACCAAAGCCUCAGAAAGGUGAGUACCACGGAUGUCCAUACCGUGACUUAUCUGUGGAUGCCUUGGUGAACAAUUUGAAUGAGAUGGGUGUUGUCGACCAGCACGAUAUCAACGGCAUAGUGGAAGACGUCAACAAGCAUGACUACACGGUGGCAUGUACGAGGGUAUUUGAACUAACCCACAAGCAACAGAUGGAUCGGGCAUCCAAACCAGAGAACCUCCACAUCACACAUCCCAACUUGUACUUUGAUCGGUCACGUCAAUUGGAGAAAGGCGACAAGGCUACAGCGGUCAACUAA